Molecule: messenger RNA, 1738 nt
Organism: Stegostoma tigrinum
Lineage: Eukaryota; Metazoa; Chordata; Chondrichthyes; Orectolobiformes; Stegostomatidae
Product: protein starmaker
Exons: 6
Coding region: 253-1335 (360 amino acids)
Molecular function (GO): calcium ion binding
Source: RefSeq, a predicted model, not a curated record
CUGGGCAGGAGACAUUGCAAGCCAAGGAGCACCUGGUGCUAUCAAUCAAGAGGGUAGAUCGUUUUGUGAACUCCGGUGAUCCAGAAGAACUGCUUUAUUUCAGAGCCUGACUGCCCUCCAUAAUUUCUCCCGUUUCAGAUUUGUCUCCCGUUAUAUUUCUACCCAUUUCUUUCCAUCCCACCCCCACCACCUCAACCAACCGAACAGGAGAGGAUUUAUCUUUACUGCCUUGGAAUUUAAGUUGCCGACAGCAUGGUGUCCCAAAAGGUUUGGCUUUUCUGCCUGUUGCUGACUUUUGUGUGUUCUUUUCACAUCAAUGUCAUCCCUGGGGUCUCUGCUACUCAAGACGACAAAGAUGAUGAUGACAAUGAUGAAGAACAUGGAGAUUUGAAGGAUGAUGAUCAUGAUAACAAUGACAAAGAUGACGAUAAUGAUGAUGAUGAUGACGAUGACAACAAGGAUGAUGACAAUGAUGAGCAUGACGAAGAUAAUAAUGACGAUGAAGAAGACGAUGAAGAUGACAAUAAUGAUGAUGAGGAUGAUGACAACGGCGAUGAUGAUGAUGAUGAUGAUGACGGUGAUGAUGACCAUGACGACAAUGAUGACGACGACGAUGAUGACAACGACCAUGAUGACAAUGAUAAUGAUGAUGAUGAUGAUGAUGAUGACCAUGACGACAAUGCUGAUGACGAUGAUGAUGACGACGACCAUGACAACAAUGAUGACGAUGAUGAGGAUGACAGCAACGAUGAUGACAACAGUGAUGAUGGCGACGACGACGAUGAUGAUGAUGACGACAAUGACCAUAACAUUGAUGAUGAAAAAGAUGAUGAUGAUGAUGGUGACGAUGACAAUGACAACAAUGAUGAAAAAGAUGAUGAUGAUGAUGAUGGUGCCGACGAUCAUGACAACAAUGAUGAAAAAGAUGAUGAUGACAGCAAAGACCAUGACAACAAUGAUGAAAAAGAUGAUGAUGACAGCAAAGACCAUGACAACAAUGAUGAUGACGAUGAUAAAGAUGAUGACAACGACAACAAUGACGAUGACGAUGCUGAUAAGAAGGAAGAUGAGGAAGGUGAGGAAGAAACUGGAGGGUACAAAGAUGGGUCUCUGUGCAGUUACUGCACCUUCUGUGAGCACUGCGAUGAUUGUGAUAAAUGUCCGUGUGAGGAAGGAGACGAAAGCGAGCAUUGUGAAGAUUGCAAGUACUGUCAGUUCUGUUAUGUGUGCCCUGUAAUAUGUGAAACAGUUUGCAAACCAGGCAGCUACGUAGAUGAAUUUUCAUCAACAAUAUAUCAAUCCAUCGCAAAUGUCUUCGAACAGCCUGAGCAUUAAUUGUGUCUGUCUACAGUCAGAGAAACUGGGCACUAAUACCCAGGAACAGGAGCCAAGCCACAUCUCUGCCCUUAACGCUUUGCUCUGAUGAACUGUGUCGCUGAUCGUUUUUUAUUUAAGAAGAAUUCGCUUCCAUCUGAAAGUCUCUCCAAAUGAGCCCCUUGUCAUGAGGCAGAAUCCAUAAGAGAAUGGGGUGGAGGUGUGAAUCCCAAUGACCUACAGCCUCCAUCUUCAUCUCUCCUUGAAACCCCCAACUUUGAGGCCUCCUAGGACCUGCCUUUUCAACACAGCCUGCCUUUAAAAGGCCCAGUUGCUUCACUGAUCUUCCCUUUCGGGGUUGGACUCUUCCCGUUCACAGCCCCACCCAGUCUGGGGUACAGACAUGAUCCUCUCCCACCACCCC